Molecule: messenger RNA, 1692 nt
Organism: Penicillium robsamsonii
Lineage: Eukaryota; Fungi; Ascomycota; Eurotiomycetes; Eurotiales; Aspergillaceae
Product: Amino acid/polyamine transporter I
Exons: 7
Coding region: 1-1692 (563 amino acids)
Biological process (GO): amino acid transmembrane transport
Cellular component (GO): membrane
Molecular function (GO): amino acid transmembrane transporter activity
Source: RefSeq, a predicted model, not a curated record
AUGAGCGAACCGCCAAUGCAAAUCGCGAAGGACGCAACCGAUCUCAAAACAAGCGAAGCAUACGACAUAGAACGCUCAGCGAGUUCAGGAACUGAGCGCCAUGGCAGAACUAUCGUGCUGUCUGCGACAGAUGAUGCUGGGUAUCAUCGUUCCUUGACGAGGCGUCAAAUCAUGAUGAUGACCUUUGGGGCUGGCAUCGGCACUGGUCUCUGGGUGGGAACUGGACAAGCAUUGUACUAUGCCGGUCCUGCUGGCAUGGCACUCACCUAUACGAUCACAGCGAUGAUCGUGUAUGCUCAAUACUCUUCAAUCGGCGAGAUGACUACGUACAAGCCGGUUCAUGGUGGCUUUAUCCGCCAAUGCGCUGAAUAUGUCGAUCCGGCAUUCGGUUUUGCAAUUGGUGUCAACUUCUGGUUUGCGUGGGUGAUGAUUAUUCCAGCAGAGAUAACAGCAGCGAUAUCAGUCUUGAAAUACUGGCCGGCGACAGACGUUGUACCCCUCCCGGCAUUCAUCACUAUAUUUCUGGUGGUUUUCGCCGCGGCAAACUUGUUCCAUGUCCGAGUAUACGGCUACGUCGAGUAUUACAUGUCGUUUGUGAAAUGCCUUGCAAUUAUCUUGAUGAUAUUCUUCAUGUUCAUCAUGACAUCGGGAGGAAUACCAGCGACAAACGGCCCAAUCGAGUUCAAAUACUGGAAGAACCCCGGAGCUUUCAAUAAUGGAAUAAAGGGCAUCGCUAAAGCCUUCGUACAGGCGGCUUUUAGCUUUGGUGGCGGCGAGCAUAUUGCUGUUAUAGCUGGGGAAGUAGCCGAUCCCCGUCGCACUAUCAAGAAGACAGUUCGACCUGUGUUUUGGAGAAUGUUUACCUUCUUCGUGGUUAAUAUCUGGCUCGUCGGAAUGUGUGUUCCAUCCAAUGACACCGAUCUUGUCAACGCUGGCGGGACACUGGGAAGCCCCUUUGUAAUUGCGAUUAAGCGGGCGGAUGUUUAUGGCCUAGCACACGCGAUCAACGGAUUUAUCUUCCUUAGUGUCAUCAGCUGUGGUAUUACUAGUGUUUAUAUCGCAAGUCGAAGUUUGACAGCACUCGCUGAUCUUCAGAUCAUCCAUCCGUUCUUCGGAAGAAAGGACUCGCAGGGUCGGCCCUAUGUGUCCCUGGCAAUCAGUUUGGGCCUUGGUGGUGGAUUAGGUUAUCUUAACUGCAACAGUGUGGGAACUUUGGUGUAUGGUUGGUUUUCUGCCUUGGUGGCAAUAGCAACGCUUUUCCAGUGGGCCUGUAUUUAUAUUGCUCAUCUUCGAUUCCGGCAAGGUCUUCGAGCCCAAGGCAAGGAUCUCAGCAAACUUCCGUUCAAAGGUCUUCUCACCCCGUGGGCACAAUACAUCAGUCUCACCAUUGUGGUGUUUAUAUUUGGUUGUCAAUUCUACCUAGCUUGCUGGCCGUUUGGAGAAAAGGGAUCAGUGAAGAGCUUCUUCUCUUCUUAUCUUGCAGCCCCGUUGUUCUUCUUUGAUUACUUUGGAUACAAGUGGUAUUUCAAAACCAAGAUAGUCAAGCCGAUUGAUAUGGACUUCGGUCCUGCCAAAGCCUUUGAUGAGCAGGACCUUAUCAAUGCGAUUGCCGCUGAAGAUGCAGAGCGGGAUCCAGAGAAGAACAAGCAAAAGACUUGGAAAAAGCGUGCUCAGUAUAUGGUAUUUGGAUAG